GGCUCUUGGCAAAGAUGGUGGAGGGAGCCGCCGCGGCGAGCGCUGGAGGCGAGCAGUCGCCGCUGGCCAGUCUCCUCUCGCGCUUCCAGCGCCGCCUCGCUCGCGCGGGCUACACCGCGCCGCCCUUCCCCGUCCAAGUGAUUCAGGCCGUGGAGCGCAAGAUCAGGCAGGGGCUGGAAGUCUUGGCGGCGCCGCCCCGAAAUGUGGCCGCGGCGGCGUCGUUCGCGUGCCUGUCGCGCGGCGCAGCGGCAUUUGGGGCGGAGGCGCCGGGGCGCCAUCUCUUCGACCUCGCGAUGGCGCCCGACCAGGUCUCCAAGCGCCUCGACGGCGUCCCCGUCUACACGGUGAGCAACCACGACAACGAAUUUGUCCUCAUCUCCGACUCCAAUGGCCACAAAUCUCUGGGCUUGUUUUGCUUCCGCCACGAGGACGCCGAGGCGCUGCUAGCACAGAUCCGAGAUAGAGAGCCUGGCCUGGGCCGUGGAGCGAAGAUUGUAGCUGUCUCUCUCGACAAGGUCUACCAGCUCAAGACGGAAGGCAUCGCUUUCAGGUUCUUGCCGGAUCCUCUCCAAGUCAAGCAUGCUCUUGAGUCGAGAGCAAAGGCUGGCGAUCCCGGGAAAGCUUUCGAUGGCGUGCCAGUCUUUCAGUCGGAUAACCUCGUCCUCCGGAGCAAGAACCGACGCUUCUGUCCGAUAUUCUUCUCCAAGGAGGAUCUGGAGAGAGCGCUCUUGGGAGCAUUCAAGCAGCAGCAGAAGAUCAAUCCCGCGCUCAAGGUGAACACCGACAUCCAAGUCGGCAGCUUCGAGGACGUUUUGCAGCGCUUGGAGUCAAGCGACGAUGGCUCCGGCUGGGGCGACGUCGUCUUCAUCCCUCCCGGAAUGGACGCGCUCAGCCAUUUCUCGGAGAAGGUCUCGGCGGUCGGCUAAAAGGUCAAAUAGUUUUGGUGGGUUUUUAGAGAAAAGGGGCAGUGACGUGUCUUUGUGGGGCCAGAAUAUUCCUUCCGCCGCAUGGAAUAUUCCGGCGCUACCUGGUUUAAGUGGUUCAAAGGGACCCGUCUCUCUCC
This is a messenger RNA of Selaginella moellendorffii, 1063 nucleotides long. RefSeq names its product protein TIC 22, chloroplastic. NCBI's taxonomy places the organism in Eukaryota, Viridiplantae, Streptophyta, Lycopodiopsida, Selaginellales, Selaginellaceae. The record is from RefSeq and is a predicted model, not a curated record. The coding region runs from base 15 to 926 and encodes 303 amino acids. Gene Ontology annotation, biological process: protein transport. Gene Ontology annotation, cellular component: chloroplast. The transcript is spliced from 7 exons.